CCCAGCACAAAACUCAAGGUCCAACCAGAGUUAGUGAUCAGUCCCAACCGGAGAGCGUCCUUUCUGACCAGAUCAGCAGAUUAAUACUUGAAAAUCACCCGUUAAGAUGGGAGACUGGGGAUUUCUGUCAACCCUGCUGGAGAAAGUCCAGUCCCAUUCCACGGUGAUUGGGAAGAUCUGGAUGAGCGUCCUCUUCCUGUUCAGGAUCAUGGUUUUGGGUGCGGGUGCUGAAAGCGUCUGGGGUGACGAGCAGUCGGGUUUCCUCUGUAACACCCAGCAACCCGGUUGUGAAAACGUCUGCUAUGACUGGACCUUCCCCAUUUCGCACAUUCGCUUCUGGGUCCUCCAGAUUAUCUUCGUGUCCACGCCGACGCUGAUCUACCUGGGUCAUGCCAUGCACAUCAUCCACAAGGAGAACAAGCUGAGGGAGCAGAUCUCCAGCCCCGGUGGCCCCCACAAGCUCAAAGCUCCCAAAUAUACCGAUGAGAAGGGACAGGUGAAGAUCAAGGGGAACCUGCUGGGCAGCUACUUGACCCAGCUCGUGGCCAAGAUCGUGAUCGAGGCCGCCUUCAUCGUGGGACAGUACUACUUGUACGGCUUUGUCAUGGUCCCCAUGUUCCCCUGCUCUAAGAAGCCCUGUCCCUUCACCGUGGAGUGCUACAUGUCCAGGCCCACCGAGAAAACCAUCUUCAUCAUCUUCAUGCUGGCGGUCGCCUGCGUCUCUCUGUUCCUCAACAUCAUUGAGGUGUUCUACCUGAUUUGCACCAGGACCAAGUGCAGGUCCAAGUCUCGCAACAACAAGCUCACCUCAGCAGAAAACCCCGCCAGACUCUCAGCUCCCAGCUGGCCGACUUCACACGAAGCCCUCAAGCAGAACCAGAUUAACCUGGAGCUGGAGAGCAACCACAGCGUCGGAGGAAACCUGGACGGGGCCAAGGAAGAAAAGCGGCUAUUAAGCGAUCAUUAAGAACCUCUGAUGUGACCAUUAAGAUCUAGUUCACUGUCUGUCUCAGAUAUUUGCCCUGAAAGUUGCUUGUUCAAAUACACUCGAGAGACUCAAGUAAAGAUUUGUGUGCUGGUCUGUUCAUCAUAGCAGGAUAGAGAAAGAGCUCCAUCACUGUGUAAUCAUGCAUCACUAUACACCGAGAAAAUUCUUCAGGGAUAAAAUAAAGGAGUUCACUGUUGGAUUUUUACUUUCACUGUUUAAACAAAAGUCUGCAAAGGAAAGUGUGUAACACUGAUGUAUAUAUAGUACAGAUACUUAACUGUAACUCUGUGAGUGAGCAGAAUUGUGUUCAUGCCCAGCUAUUGAAUGUGUACUUUUAAGUUAUUGUAAUGUUCAUUAUGUCAGUAAAUUUCUUAUUGGACAAUAAUGUCAAUGAUUGUGGUGAAACGUCCGUUUCUGCAUUUUUCUAUGCUUUGUUGUUUAUAAUAAAUGAUUUAAGUUGAAUAUAA
Molecule: messenger RNA, 1455 nt
Organism: Cololabis saira (Pacific saury)
Lineage: Eukaryota; Metazoa; Chordata; Actinopteri; Beloniformes; Belonidae
Gene: gja13.1
Product: gap junction protein alpha 13.1
Exons: 2
Coding region: 107-967 (286 amino acids)
Biological process (GO): cell communication
Cellular component (GO): connexin complex
Source: RefSeq, a predicted model, not a curated record